AUGGGGGAUCCUCCGCAGGGCCGGGGGGCGGCCGGGGGUCGGGGCGCCGCGCCGGGGGGUCCUGGGGGCCGCGGCCCUACGGGGAGAUCGAGCGGCCGUGCUGUGGGGCAGAGCAAGGAGAGGAUGAAGGAGGGGAAGGAGAAGGACGCGCGCUACACCAACGGGCACCUCUUCACCACCAUCACCGUGUCGGGGAUGACCAUGUGCUUCGCCUGCAACAAGAGCAUCACCGCCAAGGAGGCCCUCAUCUGCCCCACCUGCAAUGUCACCAUCCACAACCGCUGCAAGGACACGCUGCCCAACUGCACCAAGGUGAAGCAGAAGCAGCAGAAGGCGGCGCUGCUGAAGAACAGCACAGCACUGCAGUCGGUGUCACUGCGCAACAAGAGUGAGUGGGGGGCGGCGGGGGGGGGGGACGACCCUCCAUAA
Lagopus leucura (white-tailed ptarmigan) is the source of this 429-nucleotide messenger RNA. Its product is annotated as rho guanine nucleotide exchange factor 2-like. The record is from RefSeq and is a predicted model, not a curated record. NCBI's taxonomy places the organism in Eukaryota, Metazoa, Chordata, Aves, Galliformes, Phasianidae. Gene Ontology annotation, molecular function: microtubule binding. Gene Ontology annotation, biological process: actin filament organization; regulation of Rho protein signal transduction; positive regulation of neuron differentiation. Gene Ontology annotation, cellular component: ruffle membrane; cytoskeleton. The transcript is spliced from 3 exons. The coding region runs from base 1 to 429 and encodes 142 amino acids.